Anolis sagrei ordinatus is the source of this 4586-nucleotide messenger RNA. It is a transcript of the gene PALS2, whose product is annotated as protein associated with LIN7 2, MAGUK p55 family member. Gene Ontology annotation, cellular component: plasma membrane; cell-cell junction. NCBI's taxonomy places the organism in Eukaryota, Metazoa, Chordata, Lepidosauria, Squamata, Anolidae. Gene Ontology annotation, molecular function: protein binding. The record is from RefSeq and is a predicted model, not a curated record.
CGCGCUCCGCAAGCGGCAGAGAGCGCCACGCGCGCGCGUGCUGUUGCUUGCUGGCUGGCUGGCGAGCUGGCGGGAGCUUUCCCUGAGCCUUUUUCAAUGGGGCUGUGAGGCGAAGCGGAGCCCCCCACAAGGACUAGGAGGCGGCGGUGGCUUGAGAGCGCGUGGGUGCGUUCCCUUUCGGAGAGGAGAGUGGACGAGGCCGAGGAAGCCGGCCGGAGAGAGCGCCUUGCCGCAGCAAUGCAGCAAGUUUUGGAUAAUCUUACAGACUUGCCCCCAUCAACUGGAGCCGAAGAAAUAGACCUUAUUUUCUUGAAAGGAAUCAUGGAGAAUCCAAUUGUUAGAUCGCUUGCUAAGGCUCAUGAAAGACUGGAAGAUUCUAAACUUGAAGCCGUAAGUGACAACAAUUUGGAGUUGGUAAAUCAGAUUCUUGAAGACAUCAGACCAUUAGUAAACAAAGAUGAAAACAUUGCAGAGUUGGUUGGUAUACUGAAGGAGCCACAUUUUUUGUCCCUCUUGGAAGCCCAUGAUAUUGUGGCAUCAAAGUGUUAUGAGUCUCCUCCCUCUAGUCCAGAAAUGAAUAAUUCUUCAGUGAACAAUCAGAUUGUACCAGUCGAUGCCAUUCGCAUCCUCGGCAUUCAUAAAAGAGCAGGAGAGCCAUUGGGUGUGACUUUUAGGGUAGAGAAUAAUGAUCUGGUAAUUGCAAGAAUCCUUCAUGGAGGAAUGAUAGAUCGACAAGGUCUUCUACAUGUGGGCGAUAUCAUUAAAGAGGUUAAUGGUCAUGAAGUUGGAAACAACCCAAAAGAGUUGCAAGAACUCCUAAAGAGUAUUAGUGGCAGUGUCACUCUGAAGAUCCUGCCUAGCUACAGAGAUAAUAUUAUUCCCCAGCAGAUUUCUCUUCAACAAGAUGAGUUGCAUUCACUGGUAUCCAGUUCAUAUCUUUCUGCCGAGUUUGUGUAUAAAGUAUAUGUAAAAUGUCACUUUGACUAUAAUCCAUACAAUGACAACCUGAUCCCAUGUAAAGAAGCAGGGCUCAAGUUUGCCAAAGGGGAAAUCCUUCAGAUUGUAAAUCGGGAAGACCCAAACUGGUGGCAGGCUAGCCAUGUCAAGGAAGGAGGAAGUGCAGGACUCAUUCCUAGCCAAUUCUUGGAAGAAAAAAGGAAAGCAUUUGUAAGACGGGACUGGGACAAUUCUGGUAAUAUGUACAACGGUCCAUUUUGUGGAACAAUAAGUAGUAAAAAGAAGAAAAAGAUGAUGUAUCUUACAACCAGAAAUGCAGAAUUUGACCGCCAUGAAAUCCAGAUCUAUGAGGAAGUAGCAAAAAUGCCCCCAUUUCAAAGAAAAACACUGGUUUUAAUAGGAGCCCAAGGUGUGGGUCGAAGAAGUUUAAAAAACAGAUUCAUUGUGUUAAAUCCCACAAAAUUUGGAACCACAGUGCCAUUUACAUCAAGAAAGCCGAGAGAUGAUGAAAAAGAUGGGCAAGCAUACAGAUUCGUAUCACGAGUAGAAAUGGAGACAGAUAUCAAAGCUGGAAGAUACUUAGAACAUGGAGAAUAUGAAGGAAACCUUUAUGGCACCAAAAUAGAUUCCAUCCUUGAAGUGGUUCAGACUGGAAGGACAUGCAUCUUGGAUGUGAACCCACAGGCACUAAAGAUAUUGCGAACAUCAGAGUUUAUGCCAUAUGUAGUGUUUAUUGCUGCUCCAGAAUUAGAAACACUGCGUGCCAUGCAUAAAGCCGUGGUGGAUGCAGGAAUUACAACAAAGCUUCUAACAGAUACUGAUUUGAAGAAAACAGUUGAUGAGAGUGCACGCAUCCAGAGAGCAUAUAGCCACUAUUUUGAUCUGGUCAUUGUGAAUGACAAUCUGGACAAAGCCUUUGAAAAAUUGCAAACCGCUACGGAGAAACUGAGGACAGAACCACAGUGGGUCCCAAUUAGCUGGGUGUACUGACAGUUUUUCCGAAGACAUGCGUAACUACCAAAUUAGGUUUACUGAAGCAAAUGUUAUACUGAGAAGACAUUGUACAGAGCUGCCAGAUACCGAGCAGCACCCGAUGCAUUUUUAUUCUGUGUAUAUUCAGAUAAUGGUAUGCUAUUCCAAGUUUUUAUACAAAAUGUUGAAGGGAAAAGUGUACUUAAAUAUGUAAUUUAUUUUAAUUUUUCUAACUUUUUACAGAUAACCUUUCUAUUCAUAUCACAUGAAGGAAAUGCGUUGAAGCAUUUUUAUAAAUGUUUUUGAUUUACUACUUUGCCUUUAUUCAUCUAAGGAACUUUCCAGUCAUUCACUUAAACAUCUGGUCUUACAUUUUCACUGUGAUGAGGAGAAAAAUACUUGAAAAAAGGUUGUUUAUAUAUAUAAAAAAUUAUAAAACUCUAUAUAAAAUCAAGUGUUUCAUCUGGUCAGUUCCUCUUAAUUUUGGGAAGAUGUUAGACUUUAUUCUACUAUACCUGUCAUUCUUCUCGAUAUAAGCAAAAUUUUCAAUACUUAAACACCAACCAGCACUGAGCCAUGUUACGGACACUUUUAUUUUGCUUAAUAUUCAUAUAUGCUUUGCAUUUGUCUGGUUUUAGACAGAUGUGCUGUAGUUUUUUCUGUAUGUGCUGUCUUUUUACAAACACUAAAAGCAAUAUCUUGAAACUUCCCUAGGCAACUGUUCUGAUGAGCCAGUGUUUCAGUCCAUUAGAACAAGUAUUACUUUCUCAGAGAUUUAUGUAAUGUGCUUCAUUGUGUUUGGGAUCAUGGUGAAGUAGCCUGAGAGAAGCUUAGCAGUUGGGGCUCAGCAUGUAGGAUGUAUGUUCUCACUUGUGAAAAAACAUUGCUUAAAAAUCAACAACUGGCUUUUUAAAUAAUGACCUUGCCCUGUGUUUGUAUAUUGUUCCGUGGCUGGCUUUUAUUUUACACCAGAAUAUUUAUAAGUGAUUAUGUGUAUUAAUGAAAUGUGACGUGAUGGGACUUUGAGCUGUCUGUUACCUUGUGUUAAACUGCUUUAUUCACCAAAUAGCUUGUGAAACUAAAGUUACUGUCAGAUGGUAAAAUUUAAUGUUAUUUAUAAGUAGGUUUACUUUUGUUUUACACUCAUGAUUUUUAUGAUAUUCUUCCUUUGAAUAGAAAAAAACCAUAUUCUUUUAGGUUCAUAUUCAAUUAAAACACUUUUGCUGUGUAUAUUCUAUUUAAUGAAUAUAGAUGCAAACUGUCACGAGGACAAACUAGUCUAAUGACCCUAUUUUAUAUUGUACCUGUUGUAAAUAUACCCAUUGAUUGCUAAUUUGCUAGGUGCCUGACUUGGUACAACCACCAGUCCAUUUAUUUCACUGUGUGAGGACAGGCACUUGGCAUUAGAAUUUAUUUUCAACACCAAAGUAUCAUCCACAAGACACCAACAAAGGAGAAUUUAGAAAGGCUGGGAUCCUACAGAAAAGUUCCUUGCCCAUUUGGUUUUUAAACAUGUUUAAUUGUGCACAAGAAAACAGGGUUUGGAUAGUUUUACUUUAUACAGAGAGACGAUGAGACACCAAAAGGUAUUAUAGAUUGAAAAAAACCUUUAAGGUAUUUUUUUAAGGACUUAAGUAUAUUUUGUCAAUGUUAUGCAGAUUAUUGCAUAUCUUGUCUUAAUUGCUGUUGGUACUUAGAUUUUAGCUUUUAACUAUCAAAUAUUUUUAAGAAACUUAAAACUUUUGUUGCAUAAUAUCUAUAGAUAGCCUGAUCUUCAGCGUUUGACAAGUGUACGCAGCAGAGUAUGAAGAAUCAUUUUCAUGCGUGGUAUCCAGAAUGAUAAUUUAAAACAGGGUAGGCAGAGGGUGGCUUGCAAGGCAUCCCCAAGGGGUCAAAAAUAUGAAAAGAAAUUGUUCUGAAAUGCCACCAGUGAUCUUCGGGAGCACAAAGGACAUUGACCAUUGGAUCCCCCUUGGGAGUAAAAUGAAAUUCUGCAAAAAUGUCCUCAAAAUUUCUCUAAAUGCCUUUUAGGUGCACAUGAACACAGCCCUUAAAAGGCUCUGAGGGGGAUUUGAAGGCCAGAAAAAAUAACGUAUCUCAGAAAAGGUGGAGUGGAGGGAUAUGGCCCGCCAAUGUCUCUGGUGCACCCUCAUCUUCCACAGUUACUCAGCCCUGAUUUAAAUAUAUACUGUUAUUCAUUCUUGAUGCCAUUGUAGGAUUACUAAUGAGGUACUACUUUUAUGGGACUUUUGAAGUAGAAACGUGAGUGCAGAAACUUAUUGAAUCCUAAUUUAGAAUGUUAGCUCCUGUUCCUUUAUUUUCCAGUGUUUCGCUGGACAGCAUUCCAAUAGAUUCGGUGUUACUGCUUUUGGCCAGCUUGAAAAAGAGAGCGUCUCAAGGUGAAUCAAUGUAAACCUAGAAUGGGGCUGCUCUCUUGCUCAGAUUUCAAGUGAACUGCAUUUCUGUUUGGAAGGGAUGUGGAGGUAGACAAAUUAAUCUGAUCUAAAUCCUCAUAGGGCCCUAAUUGGCUUCUAUGGUUCUGCAACAGGCCAUUUUGAUUGGAACAUAGAAGCAGUCAGUGGCCAACAGAUUUGAUCAGAGGAAAUCUGAUGAAUAAUUAACAGGAAUUUGAUUGUGUUAUGAAGCACACUACCCAA